Molecule: messenger RNA, 1228 nt
Organism: Austrofundulus limnaeus
Lineage: Eukaryota; Metazoa; Chordata; Actinopteri; Cyprinodontiformes; Rivulidae
Product: olfactory receptor 146
Exons: 3
Coding region: 115-1122 (335 amino acids)
Biological process (GO): detection of chemical stimulus involved in sensory perception of smell; G protein-coupled receptor signaling pathway
Cellular component (GO): membrane
Molecular function (GO): olfactory receptor activity; odorant binding; G protein-coupled receptor activity
Source: RefSeq, a predicted model, not a curated record
UGUUUAAAGAGAAGAGCAGUCUGAUGUCUGCUCAGCUCACACUUCUUCCUGCUGCAGACAGGACACCGACUCUUCGUGAUUCAACAGAAAGUUUUCUGUUGCCUACAGACUAGGAUGGAUGUGUAUCCUUACAGCAGCCUCACACUUCAUCUGAAGGGAAUGAGAGUCAACACAAACAAUUCGGUGGAAAGCUACACCUACAACAGCUUCAUCCUGCAGCUGGAAGGCUUACUGGUCUCACAGGAGUCCCUUCACCCCGUAUUUAUUUUUAUCCUCUUCUCCUACAUUUUUAUUUUGAUACUAAAUGUUAGUAUUUCUCUUUUAAUUUUUAUAGAUAAGAGCCUGCAUGAGCCCAUGUAUCUCCUGUUCUGUAACUUGUCCAUUAACGACAUCCUCGGAGCAUCAGCCGUGCUGCCCUCUCUGCUGGUGGACAUGUUGAGGCCUCGAUCGGAGCGUCUCAUUGGUUAUUAUGAGUGUGUUGUUCAGGCCUUCAUCAUGCAUGUUUAUGGGACAACGUGCCACACUGCCCUCAUGGCCAUGGCCUUCGACAGAUAUAUGGCCAUCUGUAACCCUCUGCGUUACGCUGCAGUGAUGACCAACAAGAUGCUGAUGAAGCUGACGGUGUCUGCCUGGGGGGUGUCCCUGGUUCUGGUAGGGGUUCUGCUGGGUCUGACCGUCCGGCUGAGCCGAUGCAGGACUUUUAUGGGAAGCAUGUUCUGUAACAAUGCUGCGUUGUUUCAGCUCUCCUGUGAGAACGUCUCCGUUAAUAACAUCUACGGUCUCAGCUUCACAGCAGUUCUGUUCACCUCCUCCAUCGGCAGCAUGGUUCUGACCUACUUCAAGAUCACUGUGGUCUGUCUGACCCAUCAGAACAAGUCCACGAACAAUAAAGCCUUAAAGACCUGCAGCACCCACCUGCUUGUUUAUGUCAUCAUGUUGUUCAGUGGUUUGCUUGUUAUUAUUCUGCAUCGGUUUCCUGAGUUAGCUUCUGUCAGAAAAAUGUCCUCGGUUCUGUUUCACAUCAUCCCUGCCUGCCUGAACCCGCUCAUUUAUGGGAUCCAGUCCAAACAGAUACAAAAAUACUUCACCAAGAUGGUUCAGAACAAUAAAGUAGCAUCAUAAAGAUGUUUUACAAACUUUGUAUCUUUCCUUUUAACAUCAGGUGUAGAACCCAGAGUUACUGAAUAAAAUAAACACCAAAAAUCUGUUCAUAUAUAUAUAUUUAACU